GUGAGUGUGCAGACUGGUAGCUAAAGCUAACAGCGAGACGGGGCACUAGUCAGUCGUUUUGUAUGUGUCCAACUUGCUCACAGAGAAGCGGUUGCUAGCUGUAGCUCUAUUUCUGUAGGACAUGUAUUGAAUUUCUUUGAACGUUUACUUGUGGGUUCCAUCACACGUUGCAUGAUGGCACCAAGUUGGCAGGAGGUAGCCUCACAGCAGGCCGAACAAAUAGCGAAUCGUCUCAGGGAGUUAAUGUCAUCUGGCGUCGUUUUCCUCCAUACCGAAUUAGGAGUGGAUUUGGGACUGAAGCCCGAACAUUUUCCGCAAUGGGUUAUUCUCUUAACACCAUGUAUAGGUCUCUUAAUAAUGAUGGUAUUGUGGAUGUCGGUCUCUCGGGGGAUUUCCAAGCAGCGGUCUGUGACACCUCUCGAGGAGACCAGAGAAAUUACUACGGAAUCUGUCAAAACAGCCAAACCCGAGGAACCGAAGAAAAAGAACAAAAAGAAAUCUGCUGAAAAGAAACUUCAGACAAACGGUCGAGUUGCUGUUGAAGUCCAAGAGGAAGUUAAAGUGGCAACUGAAAUCAAGCCACAAGAGCAACCAGAAAUCAAGACUGAUAAGGCAAAGAAGAACAAGAAAAAAGCAAAAGCAGUGAUCAAAGAAGCCAAGACCACUCCGUCCACUGAUGGCAAAGAACCAGAUGAAGCAGGAGCUUGGGAAACCAAAGUCAGUAACCGGGAGAAGAGGCAGCAGCGUCGGAAGGACAAACCGACCAGUGACAGCUCAGCCAGCCCUGGAGGACCGGAGCCCACCAGCAGUGUACCCGCUGCAGAGCAGCCCAAAAUCGCCAUCCCCUCAGAACCCUCCAGCCAGAAAAAGAACAAAGAAAACAAAGGAGAACCCUCCAGAGCUAAACCAGCAAAAGCAGAGGCUGUGGUCCCACAAGCGGUGACACCCCGUUGGGACGAGGUGAUCGGAGGGACUGAUGGGGGAUGGAAUGACCUCGGUCUGAAGCUGUCAGCCCAGAUUCCUGCUGUAGAGCCUGAGAACUGGACCCCAGUCGCUCAGUCGUCUGAACAACUCAAGAAAGAGCCCCUCUGGAGUCAAGAGAUGGAAGGAUCAUGGACCUUUGUUGAUGGGAUACAGAAUCCAGUCCCUUUCACCAGACUGUCUGCUACACCCGCCGCUGGAGAUUCCCAGGCCAUCCCUGACCUUAGCUGGGCCUGUCAGCCCCUGGUAGAUGACGAAUGGUCUGGCCUGAAUGGCACCACUGCUGACUCCUCAGACUGGAAUGCCCCCUCUGUAGAAUGGGGCAACUACGUGGAACCACAGCCGGAGUGCACACCCACUCCAGUGCAACCAGUCACACUGGAGGUGCAGGUAUCUGAUGAAGAGAAAGACAAGGGAGAGACUGCUGCCCCUGGAAGCGGCAAAGCCAAAAAGAAAAAGAAGAAGAAGAAGAAAGCUGAAGAUGCUGGAACUAAUGCCCAGGAGGAGGCAGAGAAGGAGGUCAGCGCGGCGGGCCCCGGCGCGUCCGUCCAGCCGACUGCCCUGACUGCGCCGGCAGCUGCAGCGGAGAUCCAGGUGGAGGUGCAGAGCAGCGUGAAGCAGACAGCUCCGGUCCACGUCCCCCAGAGGCCAGCAGAGCCCGAGGCCACAGGCAAGAAGGGCAGCGCAGCCGCGGCCACACAGAAAAAGCCUGAGGAGAACUGGGAGUCAAAACAAGUCAAAAAGAAGAAGGCAAGAAGAGAAACAUGAGUGAGACUCAAUCCCUGAGAAUUAUAUGCAAAAAGAUAAAAGAGAAAGAAAAAAAAAAUAAACAAGAUGAUCAUGUAUAUGCAAUACUUUGGAUGUACAGAAUUUCGUACCAAAUGACUGUACUUUUUUUUAAUGGGAAAAACACCAAUUGACAGAGUAUCACCUUGUGUUCGAGAAGGUUUCAGUCCCUACAAGCUUCAUCUGCAGUAUAGGAUGCACUGUGUGCUGCCGCUAGACUAACCUCCUGGAGACACACUAAGAAAAAUGUUUUCUUUUCUUCUCUUUCUUUUGUGAGGAUUUUUUUUUUGAAGAUGUAUGUUUAUUAUUAUUAUUAUUAUUAUUAUUGUGAUAAAUGUGAUGUUAUGAUUUGUCUUUUCAGUGAAAUGUUGUGUGAGCAAAGAAUAUAAAGUUAGAAAUGGAGCAAGCCCCAACCUUAGUUCCUUUAGUUCCAGGGUUGCGCGUUGAGCUCCAGAUAGUCAAAGUCUGAUCUGGACAUCCGCUACAGGCCGACUACUGAUUAAUGGAUGUUUUAGCUCGCAGCAGAAGGCUGAACAUUCUGGAACUUUUGAAUGGUAUGUGAGCCACUCGUGUUUAAAAACCGUUUCUGUGAGAAUGAACACUAAGAUGAAUUCUCUUUUCUUGGUGUAUCUUAUUUUUUUUUUUUUUUUCAGUGCUGCGUAAUGUCCAGAGUAGUUAGAGAGAUUUUUGGCACUCGUUGUCUGGUACUGUAGUAGUUUACUUUAACGUUAAUUUACAACUUGUUUUUUUUGUUUAUUUUUGUUUCUUCCUCUUAAUAUGAAACAUUCAUUUACAGUAAAAAAAAAACAAACAAACUUAAAAAUCAAGCCAUAAGUAACAAUAAAAUUAAAGUAAAUGCUGUUUUCUACUUCUGAGUGGUUGUUGCAGUAGUUGAAAAUUGACAAAUGUUAACAUAUCUGAUAAUGUGAUAUUUUCUGAGAAUAAUGCUUUCUUCCUAGUUUUCUUACUUUACCUUUGCUCAGUUUCAUCAAAUCACAGUUGACUUCUGAUGUAGUACAAGGGUGUCAAAGUCUGCAGUUUUUUUAAAAUGGCUUUUUACCGUGUUGGUUCGGUCAGUGCAGCGUCAGGAACAAAACUUCAAAUGCCUUAACCUGUAGUGUGCAAGAUGAGAACUAAAAAUGUCUGUUUCAAACAGAUCCCUCUAUCGUAGCUGUCGGUUGGAUGGUAAAGUCUUUUUUUUUUUUUGUGAUUUGUACGAAAACAACACCAUGUAUGCUCAAGUUGGUCGUGCUUUGGUACAACUGAUGUGGCAGACUUUUACAGUGACAUUGUGCUAAAACUAAAGACCAUUACAUCAAGGUCAUGACAUGUAGUGUCGUUAUGGCUUCCUGACCCAUACAUUAAUAGAUUUCAGUAUGUCCUUGUCCAAUGUGUGCUAUGCCUGGGAUUUCUGUUUACUGGAGCCUAGAGGUUCAGGUUACAAGAGAAGUAAUGAAAGUGUUGCUUCAUUCAACACCUGCCUUAUGUAUCAUUCUUCCUUGUCAUGAAAACAUAAAGAUUCAUUUUCAUCUGUUAUAUGAAGAGGGAAAGACUUUUUUUUUUUUUUGAAAACUUUGUGUCUGGCAAAUUGUUUUCUUAUCUUAAAUGAAAAAUAAACAGACAGUUGUAUGCA
Messenger RNA from Chanos chanos (milkfish), 3400 nucleotides. RefSeq names its product metadherin b (gene mtdhb). Lineage: Eukaryota; Metazoa; Chordata; Actinopteri; Gonorynchiformes; Chanidae. Bases 172 to 1749 code for a protein of 525 amino acids. Gene Ontology annotation, cellular component: nucleus. The transcript has 13 exons. Gene Ontology annotation, molecular function: transcription coregulator activity. The record is from RefSeq and is a predicted model, not a curated record. Gene Ontology annotation, biological process: positive regulation of canonical NF-kappaB signal transduction; positive regulation of angiogenesis; regulation of transcription by RNA polymerase II.